This is a messenger RNA of Schistocerca piceifrons (Central American locust), 749 nucleotides long. RefSeq lists its product as uncharacterized. Bases 270 to 734 code for a protein of 154 amino acids. NCBI's taxonomy places the organism in Eukaryota, Metazoa, Arthropoda, Insecta, Orthoptera, Acrididae. The record is from RefSeq and is a predicted model, not a curated record. The transcript has 2 exons.
UUGUUCCUUUUGGGUAAUAACUGACUUGUGUGUUCAAUAAAUGUGUCUAGUCAAUGGUGAUGCACUGUUCUAUUGCUAGCCUACCCCUUCCACUCCACAGCCUAUUGAGCUGCAUUGUGUCGAAAUUGUGUUCAGAACACCCCUCUGACCUGACACCUCAAUAUGGUAUAUCUAUUACAAACAGUAAAGAGGGCAGGAAAAAAGGCAAAUAAUAUAUAUCUUAGGAGAGGAUUUGUAGCAGGUGUGGCUGUGUCUUGCAGUGCCUGCAGAUGGUGCUGGGGGGUGCGUCACUGCUGCUGCUGGCAGCCACCUGGCGGACAGUGGCAGAACUGCAGACGUAUGAGGUGGACUGGAACAACAGUAGCGAGGGCGCGCUCGUCAAGAACGAUGUGCCCAUCGUACAGUGCCUGCGCAGGAGCAAGAAGUACUGUAGCAGGGUCAGGUGUGCCGCGCCGUCAGAGACCUGCCGCUCGGGGAUGAUCGAGAAGUGUGGAUGCUGCAAAGUUUGCUUCGUCUUCCUGCGGGAGCACGCAAGGUGUGACGCGUCACCACCUGAGAACACGCAAUGUGCCCCCGACCUCGUCUGCGGUCGUUCCGGAGUGUGUGAGCGCAUUAAUGCUGGCACCACUUACGGCGAGAACCAUUCUGCCAGGUCUUCUGGACAAUCUGAGGAAAAAGACAGCAGCAAGCCUAAUGGUUAUUCAUCGAAACAAUACAUCCCUGGCCCGUAUUGACGCCGUGGGACAAUU